GGGUACCCUCGCUCUCCUCCGCCGCGCUCGUGCAGACUGCUGAACAGAGCGUCUCCGGGACUGGUGAAACAUGUUUUGUUACAACCUCUAGGCUAUUGCCUACCCACUUGUGUUGCCGACGGACACAGACCUGUAACGGAGUUUGUACUGAAUGGAAUAAUAUCUCUGGCGUCAAAGUUCUGAAUCUGAUACGGUUUUCAGAAGUGUGGGAUUUGUAACACUGCGCUGGUGUGACAUCGUUCGCAUGUAAACCGAUUGAGCAGGAUUGACUCUUGGAAGUGGACAAAAGAUGGACUACUGUUAAUUUUGAUUCACAAUGGGAUUAAAACUAUUUAUUUUCCUCGGUUUAUUCUGCGUCACCUCAGUUUUAGGUUUCGGGGUUGAUCCUGCUCUAUGCAUCAAUGUUUUCGAUGAAUUGACGCUUGGAGAGGGUUUUGAUGGAGUUACUCAAGUCCAGGGCUUCCACAGCGAGUCUCGGGCGUUCCACUUUCAAGGUUCGUCCAGGGAGGUGAAGGCUCCUGAGGAUGUGUCUGAGCGGAUGCUCCAGAAGCUGAGGGGCCGGAGGGAGUUCACCGUUGUGGUCACCCUGAAACAGGAGCACUUCAACUCUGGGGUCAUCCUCUCCAUCCACCACUCUGAACAGAGGUUCCUGGAGUUGGAGAGCAGUGGGCAGCGCAAUGAGGUGCGUCUCCACUACCGCACCAAGGGUCAGAAGGCCCACACCGAGGUGUUUCCCUACAGCCUGGCAGACGGACAGUGGCACAAGGUUUCUGUGGCUGUCAGCGCCUCCCACAUCAUACUGCACGUUGACUGCAACAGGAUCUAUGAGAGGGUGGUGGAGAUCCCAUUCAUGGACAUCCCUGAGGACACAACCUUCUGGUUAGGGCAGCGGAGCAGCGCCCAUGGCUUUUUCAAGGGUGUAAUGCAGGACGUUCAGAUAUUAGUCAUGCCUCAGGGAUUCAUCUCCCAGUGCCCAGAUCUCAACCGGACUUGCCCAACCUGCAAUGACUUCCACGGACUGGUGCAGAAGAUCAUGGAACUGCAGGAUAUCUUAGCCAAAACAUCCAGCAAGCUGUCCAGAGCAGAGGAGAUGAUGAAUGGUCUGGAUGGAUGCUACUGUGAGAGGACCUGCAGCGUCAAGGGGGUCGUCUACAGAGAGGACGAAUCAUUGACAGAUGGCUGCAGGAACUGCACAUGCACGAACGGCACGGUGCAGUGUGAGACUAUCUCCUGCCCUCCCCCUCAGUGCCCAGCGGGCACCACGCCUGCCUACGUGAAGGGUGCCUGCUGCAUGGAGUGCCAACCUGUAUGCCAUUUCGGAGAAGAAGAGUUGGUGGAGGGAGAUCAGAAAGCGGUGCAUUAUAACUCUGGCAGAUGCCAGCUGUCUGAGUGCAGGGAGAGGACCAUGCAUCGGGUCGUCAUGACUAGCCCCUGUCCUGAACUCAACUGUCCAGAGUCCGAGCAGGUCACCCUCACCGACAGGUGCUGCAAAGUCUGCAGAGGUCACGACUUCUGUGCGGAGGGCCACGGCUGUGUGGAACACUCUGACUGUAUCAACUUGGAGGCUGGGGCCUGCUGCAGCUGCAAGGACGGCUUCCGCCCGCUCCGAGAUGACAACGCAUACUGUGAAGAUAUUGAUGAGUGUGCAGAGGGGAAGCACUACUGCAGGGAGAACACCAUGUGUGUCAACACCCCCGGCUCCUUCAUGUGUGUCUGCCACACGGGUUACAUCAGGAUCGAUGACUACUGCUGCACGGAGCAUGAUGAGUGUGUGAGCGGACUGCACAGCUGCGCCCAGAAUGCCCUCUGUUUCAAUACGGUGGGGGGACACAGCUGCUCUUGUAAGCCGGGAUACACUGGCAACGGUACCAUCUGCAAAGCGAUGUGUGAUGGCCUGUGCCAGAAUGGAGGAACCUGCAUCUCCCCUAAUAACUGCAUCUGCCAGCUAGGCUUCACAGGGAAGAGCUGUGAGACAGACAUUGAUGAGUGUUUUCAUGGUUUCGUGGAGUGUGAUGACAAAGCCAUCUGUGUCAACCUGCCCGGCUGGUACCACUGCGAGUGUCGGGAUGGCUACCACGACAACGGCUUGUUCUCUACUAAUGGGGAGUCGUGCAUAGAUAUCAAUGAAUGCAAGACUGGGAGGAACACCUGUGCCAAUGACACGGUGUGCUUCAACUUAGAGGGGGGCUAUGACUGCAGGUGCCCCCACGGGAGGAACUGCACCGGAGACUGUAUUCAUGACAACAAAGUCAAACACAAUGGACAGAUCUGGGUGCUGGACAAUGAUAGGUGCUCAGUCUGCUCUUGUCAGACUGGCCAUGUGAUGUGCAGGAGGAUGGUGUGUGACUGUGAGAACCCGACAGCUGACCUGUUCUGCUGUCCAGAGUGUGACCCUCGCCUCAGCAGCCAGUGUCUGCACCAGAACGGCCUGCUGACCUACGGCAGUGGAGAGUCCUGGGUGGAGAACUGCCAGCAGUGCCAGUGUCUGCAGGGGCAGGUGGACUGCUGGCCACUGUUGUGCCCCCAUGUGGACUGUGAAUUCACGGUGGUGCCCGAAGGCGAAUGCUGUGCCCGCUGCGUCACUGAUCCCUGCCAGGCCGACACCAUACGCAACAACAUCACCAAGACGUGCAUGGACGGGCACGGCAUCCAGCGCUUUAGCGGCUCCUCCUGGGUCAAACACAGCACCGAGUGCACCCUCUGCCAGUGCAAGAAUGGACAUAUCUGUUGCUCAGUGGACCCCAUGUGCCUUUAGUUCCUGAAGCUCUGAAGGCACCUCCCUGUACAGUGUUAUCCAUGUAAAAACAACCAGCGUUUUCCACCCUCCAGCCCAACGUCUUUAUACCAAAUACAAAACAUGUAUYAUAGAACACAGAUGGACUACAGUACCCACAAGCCCCCUCUGUGUUCAGCCUCACCAAUCAGGGUGACCUGUGUGCAUUGAGGAACACCCCCAAAUCAUCUGCAACAUGACGCUGUAAAAUACUAUUAUACUGGCAUGAAUGUGCUCGAUGUAGAAACAUUUUGCUCAUUUCUAAACUCUUUAAAUCUCAACGAUAUCCUAGAUAGCGGUUGUUUUAGUGUAAGUUUCAUUUGCUACAUUAUUAAAGUUGUCUAUAUUUUGUGGUCCUCUAGCAUUAUUUUCUAUUAAUCUUUUACAUUUAUUUCCAGGCUUGUUAAUGUGUAAUGGUGAAUAAAGUAUUUCAAUUUACA
Salvelinus sp. IW2-2015 is the source of this 3213-nucleotide messenger RNA. Its product is annotated as protein kinase C-binding protein NELL2a-like. NCBI's taxonomy places the organism in Eukaryota, Metazoa, Chordata, Actinopteri, Salmoniformes, Salmonidae. Gene Ontology annotation, cellular component: cytoplasm. Gene Ontology annotation, molecular function: heparin binding; protein kinase C binding; calcium ion binding. The record is from RefSeq and is a predicted model, not a curated record.